AUAUAAACAGAGAGAAAAGAAAAAAGCUGUGACCUUGAAUUCGCAGCCACCGUCGUGUGAUCAAUAUGCUUGGAGAGUAAGAAGAACGACGCUGCUUCUCUCAAUUUUGACGAGAAGACCAUUGUUUUCAAUCUCCCUUGAAGAUUUUAGCAGGGAAAAACCAAAACCAUAAGCUAGAGCUAGUCAACUUCACCGUUCUCCAGUUUCAAUUUUUGUUGCAGAGAAAUGACACCGGCAAAGCAAAUUAGCAAACUUUCAAGUUCAGCAAGAUCCUUUAUUCUCAAUGGAUCGAGAUUAAGUGCAGCUAGUGGGAAUUCUCGUGCACACACUGAUGAUGAACCUUUUGUCUCCAGACGCCAGCAGCUUAGGAACCAAGCUGCACACACUGGAAAAACACAGUCCAGUAUUGUCCUCAAUCCUUCUGUAGUUGCAAGUAUAUUACCAGGAGAGACAAGUAAGAAGAAGGUUGAUGAUUCUGCUCGGUCAUCACAGUCUUCAUCACAUUCGGUUAGUUAUGCAUCAGCAGUCAUUAAAGAGGAGGAGGAAGCUUCUUCAGCACCUUUUGGGGAUCAGAUUCUCAGAGCUGGUGUUAAAGCGGUAAACAUUCUCUCUGAUUUAGCAAACUGUAAGCUUCCUUCGUUUGAUAGAGAAAGUGAAGUAUCUGGACUAUUACCAAAAGCCUUUAUGGUGGAUCCAACUCGGCCUAUUACAAGCGUCAAGUCUUCCAACGUGAAAGCCAAAGCUUACCCUGGAUCAUCUUCAAAAGAGAGUAAAACUAGAAACCCUUGUCGCAGCUUCCAAGGGUCUAAGGAAGCUGCUCGAGGGCAGCAUUGUAAUACCAGACACGUUGUGGAGAAUGUUUGCAGCGUUUUGAAAAGCUUCAGGUGGGGCCCUGCCGCUGAAGAGGCCCUAGAGAAACUCCGCACUGAGAAGAGGAUUGUGAUGAGUCCACGCCAAGCAAACCAAGUCCUUAUGCAGAUGAAUGACUACGGCAAAGCUCUCGGUUUCUUCUACUGGCUAAAAAGACAACCUGACUUCAAGCACGAUGACUACACCUACACCACUAUGCUUGGUAGCCUCGGCCGCGCUAAACAGUUUGGCGCGAUAAACAAGCUCCUAAACGAGAUGGUUAGAGAAGGAUGUCAGCCAACCACAGUUACAUACAACCGUCUUAUCCACAGCUACGGCCGAGCCAAUUACCUGAAGGAAGCUAUGAAUGUUUUUAACCAAAUGCAAAAGUCUGGAUGCGAACCAGACCGUGUAACGUACUGUACACUCAUAGACAUACACGCUAAGGCUGGAUUUUUAGAUAUUGCCAUGGAUAUUCACCAGAGGAUGAACGCGGCGGGGAUCGAAACCGACACUUUCACUUACAGUUUGAUAAUCAACUGUCUUGGGAAAGCCGGGCGUUUACCAGCUGCGCACAAGCUAUUCUGCGAGAUGGUUGAUAAGGGAUGUGCUCCUAACUUGGUCACCUACAACAUCAUGAUUGACUUGCACGCCAAGGCGAGAAACUACCAGAGCGCGUUGAAGCUUUACCGUGAUAUGCAGAGCGCCGGGUUUAAGCCUGAUAAAGUGACUUAUAGUAUUGUGAUGGUGGUGCUUGGACACUGUGGGUAUCUAGAGGAAGCGGAAGGUGUAUUCAAGAAGAUGGAGGAGGAGAAUUGGGUUCCUGAUGAGCCGGUUUACGGGCUUCUGGUGGAUCUCUGGGGGAAAGCUGGUAAUGUGGAGAAGGCGUGGCGUUGGUAUCAGGAGAUGCUUCGUGCUGGGGUGUUACCUAAUGUUCCUACGUUCAACUCCCUUCUCAGCUCCUUCCUUAGGGUUAAUAAAGUAACCGAAGCUUCUGAGUUGUUGCAAAACAUGCUGGCGUUAGGUCUACGUCCCUCUUUGCAGACCUACACGCUGCUCUUGAGCUGUUGCACGGAUGGUAGGUCAAAGCUUGACAUGGGCUUCUGUGGUCAGCUGAUGGCGAGGACUGGCCAUCCUGCGCAUACGUUUCUCCUCAAGAUGCCGUCUGCUGGUCCUGACGGCCAAAACGUGCGGAAUCAUGCGAAGAGCUUCUUGGAUUUGAUGCACAGCGAGGACAGAGAGAGCAAGAGGGGACUUGUGGACGCGGUGGUUGACUUCUUGCACAAGUCAGGGCUGAAAGAAGAGGCGGGGUCGGUUUGGGAAGUCGCGGCGCAGAAGAACGUUUUUCCUGAUGCGUUGAGGGAGAAGAGCAGGAGCUACUGGCUUAUUAAUCUCCAUGUGAUGUCGGAGGGGACUGCGGUGACCGCGCUGGCUAGGACGCUUGCUUGGUUCCGCAAGCAGAUGUUGGUCUCGGGAUGUGGCCCUGCGAGGAUUGAUAUAGUGACUGGUUGGGGGAGGCGUAGUAGAGUCACUGGUUCGUCGAUGGUUAGACAAGCCGUUGAAGAGCUGCUUAGCAUCUUUGGUUCGCCGUUUUAUACUGAGAGUGGGAACUCGGGGUGUUUCGUUGGUUGUGGUGAAGCUCUCAACAGGUGGUUGCUGCAGUCUUAUGUUGAGAGGAUGCAUUUGCUGUGAGCCUGUGAGUGUUGUUUGUUUCACAUUUUAGAGUUUAUUUCUUUUAUUUAUGAUUUGUUUAGCUUGUAAGUCAUAAGUUAAGGUUAGGGAUAGAUUUGAAACUGCUCCCCAGUCUUGUGUCCUCUUGCAAUAAACUGUUAAAUGAGGUAACAAAGUCCUAGAUUUGUUUAGAUACAGAA
Brassica napus (rape) is the source of this 2720-nucleotide messenger RNA. RefSeq names its product pentatricopeptide repeat-containing protein At1g18900-like. The coding region runs from base 226 to 2541 and encodes 771 amino acids. Lineage: Eukaryota; Viridiplantae; Streptophyta; Magnoliopsida; Brassicales; Brassicaceae. The record is from RefSeq and is a predicted model, not a curated record. The transcript is spliced from 2 exons. Gene Ontology annotation, molecular function: protein binding.